Messenger RNA from Moneuplotes crassus, 664 nucleotides. The record is from the annotation of a GenBank genome assembly. NCBI's taxonomy places the organism in Eukaryota, Ciliophora, Spirotrichea, Euplotida, Euplotidae.
UGUAUAAAUAAAUUUAGAAUGAAGCAAAAUGAAGAAUUCCUGCAGAAGUUUGGCAGUACAAUUACACGAAAUUUGAGUGCAAAUAGCCGGAAUUCUAGGAAAAUAAUAUCGAAUAAGAUUAAUACUUCAGGGAAAUUAUUUAUUCUUGUUAUCCUCAUGACUUUGUUGAGUUGUGUUGUGUAUAAAGCUAAUGCACAAAUAGCUUUAACAGAGCCUGUUUGAUAUGACACAAACCUUGAUCCUGAAGAUUAUUGAUAUGGAUCUGUUAGUUGGAACAUGUCUGUGGCUGUCUUUAACGAAAGGGUUACCAGAAAUAAACUUGCCUUAUCAGACUACUCUCUGUUAUUGUCUAAAUGGCAAGCAAAUGAAGAUCGCUCAACUGAAAACCCAACAAGUGAUUGUCUAGCAAUAGCAAGGGAUAUUUAUUGAGCUUAUCGGAUCCCCAGUUGAGGAGGAGAAGGUAAAGAGGAGAUGCCAAUCUGUGGAUUCAUGUGAACCCUUUUUAAAAGGAGAUGCCCUGACGAAAAUCAUGAUUUAUGAUCAAAAACUUCAGAUAAAAGCACUUGAUCACUCUCAGAAAUGCAGAAUAGGAUCAUGCAAAUAAUGAUUAUUAGUUUAGGGUUACUUUUUCUUCUAUAUUAAUUAAUUUUCAAAAAUAUAUUCC